AUGUCUCUUGCAACAAACGACUUUUGGGAUUGUCUUUGCAGUGGCUGUUUCUUCAGUGUUGGCAAAAACGUCACAGUGGUUCAGGCUUUCCUGGCCACCAAGCCAGGAUCCAAGAUGAGAAUGUUUGUGGGAAAGAGACUGUCAAACUCCAUUGUCAUUUCCUACUCUCUUAUUCAAAUAGGUAUUUGCAUGACAUGGCUAACAACAUCUCCCCCAUUCCCAGACACUGACAUGGAUUCAGUAGUUGAAGAAAUUAUUCUGCAGUGCAAUCAAGGCUCUGUGACUAUGUUCUACAGUGUCUUAAGCUAUUUGGGCUUCUUGACUGUUAUUAGUUUCAUAGUUGCCUUUGUGGCCAGGAAAUUACCUGAUGCUUUCAAUGAAGCCAAGUUCAUCACCUUCAGCAUAUUGGUCUUCUGCAGUGUUUGGAUAUCCUUUGUUCCAAGUUAUUUGAGCACCAAGGGGAAGUACAUGGUACCAGUGGAGAUAUUUUCCAUCUUGGCCUCUAGUGCUCGUUUGCUGGGCUGCAUCUUUCUUCCUAAAUGUUAUGUAAUUAUUUUGAGGCCUGACUUGAAUACCAAAGAACACCUAAUGAGAAGGAAAAAAUGA
This is a messenger RNA of Protobothrops mucrosquamatus (brown spotted pit viper), 606 nucleotides long. RefSeq names its product vomeronasal type-2 receptor 26-like. NCBI's taxonomy places the organism in Eukaryota, Metazoa, Chordata, Lepidosauria, Squamata, Viperidae. The transcript has a single exon. The coding region runs from base 1 to 606 and encodes 201 amino acids. Gene Ontology annotation, molecular function: G protein-coupled receptor activity. Gene Ontology annotation, cellular component: membrane. The record is from RefSeq and is a predicted model, not a curated record. Gene Ontology annotation, biological process: G protein-coupled receptor signaling pathway.